AUGAAGGAUAUCCUCACUAAGAAGAAAAUAUAUAUAGAUCAAGAAACCAUCAUCCUUGACGCAAAUUGUAGUGCAAUCAUUCAACGUACUCUACCGCGGAAAGAAAGCGAUCAUGAACGAGUUACGUUGCCGGUUAUAAUUGGUGACAUUCAUGUUGGAAAAGGUUUGGUUGAUUUGGGUUCUAGUAUCAAUUUUAUUCCAUUAUCCAUGGUGAAGAGAUUGGGAAUUAUUGACAUGAAAGCAACAAGAAUCACAUUGCAAUUGGCCAACAAGUCCACAACUCAUCCUCAUGGAGUUUCAAAAGAUUUACUUGUAAAAGUAGAUAAAUUCUUGUAUCUGGUUGACUUUGUUGUUAUUGAUAUGGAGGAAGAUGUUGAUACACCAUUGAUCCUUAGUAGACCUUUCAUGAAGACCGAAAGGAUGAUGAUUGAAAUUGAUGAUGGUUUGAUGAAAUUGAGGUUUCAAGAUGAAGAAGUGUGUUUUAAUAUCUUUGAAGCAAUGAAUCAUUCAAAUGAUAAAUGA
Messenger RNA from Vicia villosa (hairy vetch), 522 nucleotides. RefSeq lists its product as uncharacterized. Lineage: Eukaryota; Viridiplantae; Streptophyta; Magnoliopsida; Fabales; Fabaceae. The record is from RefSeq and is a predicted model, not a curated record. The transcript has a single exon. Bases 1 to 522 code for a protein of 173 amino acids.